AUGUCGUGUUACCGCUCUUGCUGUUCUCCAUGCUGCUCUCCACCAUCCUGUCCUCCGCCAUCCUGUCCUCCAUCCUGUCCUCCGCCAUCCUGUCCUCCACCACCCUGUCCUCCACCCACUAUCGUUUGCAGACCAGCCUGCCCCCCUCGUUGCCCCCCUCAACCAACUAAAACAACAGUUUACCUGCGGCCUUGUACGCCUUGUCCACCCUGUUGCGCCAUUCCUUGCCCGCCAAAGGUCGUCGUUGCGUGUGCGCCACCCCCACCCCCCUGUCCACCACCGCCUCCAAGCGUAGCUUUCGUUUGUACCAAGAAGAUAGUCCCCUGUAUGCCGUGUCCACCGCCAACACCGCCCCCCUGUUCUCCUUGUCGUACGAUUUGCAUGUCGCACUCCUGUUAACACCAAGGAGCAAGGAGUUCAAAUAGUUUCUUUCAAAGGAUUCGAGGACCAGACUCGUGGAAUCUAACGAGAAUCAUCGACAGAAGCGUGAUAUCGAAUUUUUAUAUAGGGAAAGAAGGUGAAUUAUUGUAACGAUAACGUAAUAUGUAGAGUAAAAUUAUCGGAUAUAUCAAGUUUUACUUUAUUAUUUUCAGGAAAAGAUAUCCGAGAUUUAUCGAGGAAAAUUCUGUCGCGAUAAGAUAAUGAAGAUAAUCGGAUCGAAGAAAUAUUGAUCAACGAGGAACGGGAUGUGUCUGUUCAUUAUAAAAACAUCCAUCUGGCUACUGGAUACCGAAAGUUGCGGCGAAAGAAGCACGAUGAUUCCAAUUUCGUUCAUUGAGUUUUUUAAUCAAAUCGCUUUCCAAUUAGAGAAACCUAAUUUUACCCUGAAAUCGUCGUAGAGAAGAGAAUUAAAAAAAAUCGCAUCGAAUAAUCCAGAGAAUUAAUCGAUUUAAACCACCGCGGCCUUAUUAUCGAAAAAACGACGCGAAAUCAAAAUGGAGAAAUCAUAGACGAGGAAUUUUAUUGGAGAAAGUCAUCGCUAUUUUUUCAAUUUCAGAUAAUUUUAAUCGAAUGCCCGCUAUUUCCACGCGAGUUCCGCGUUUACGUUGCAUCGGCAUGUAUUUUCCUCCCUAGAUAAGUGCAACGUGAUGCAACGUGAAAGAACUACGUGGAAAAGAAUCGAUGCUUAUCGAUAAAUAUUAUCGAUCUAUUCGUAUCCCAUCAUAUCAUCAUUCUUAAGUGGACGAACGUGAGUACGAUGUACUUCAGUAUUUGAUCACGUUGAUCGCAAUAGAAAACAGGUACCAUUCAUUUUUUACUGUGAUUUUUUUUUUUUAUGAAUCAAGUCACGUUGUCAAGGUUUUGGUACGGUUGCGACAACGGAAUGACUGAUUUUGUCGUAUCACGUUCGAGGUGAAAAUUUUGAAGUUAUCUCAGAGUUUAUCAACCUCAAAUAAAACGGAAAAAAAUAAUACUAUCACGUAUUCUGUGUGCUUCUUUUUGUACAUGAUACGUAAUAAAAAUAGCAAAAGUA
This is a messenger RNA of Apis cerana (Asiatic honeybee), 1474 nucleotides long. Its product is annotated as small proline-rich protein 2B. NCBI's taxonomy places the organism in Eukaryota, Metazoa, Arthropoda, Insecta, Hymenoptera, Apidae. The record is from RefSeq and is a predicted model, not a curated record.